Protopolystoma xenopodis is the source of this 810-nucleotide messenger RNA. The record is from the annotation of a GenBank genome assembly. Lineage: Eukaryota; Metazoa; Platyhelminthes; Monogenea; Polystomatidea; Polystomatidae.
GUUCCUGAAAACACUGAUCCUUCUGUACUGAUGCCUAAAGAGUCGACAAGAAAGCAGUCUAUUGAUUUUGAGGGUGCUCUGAGCCAUCAGUCCAAUGCUUCAGGCUAUGACAAUGCUGGAGGUGGCGGUAGCUCUCAGAAUCCUGCUCCAUUUGGAAUUGAAGCAUUAUCAGAUCUUCAGGACAAGAACGAUAUGGACGCAUCAAUAGAUUCAAAAAAUGAUAAAAUUUCUUUGGAUUUCAGAGACCAAGAAGUACCUGGGGGAGAUGGGGGGCAGACUUCUUCGGGCUUAGGCCUUAAUACAUGUCCCAGUAUCAGUUCUUCCCUCAGCCAGUCUAUCACUAUCCAGCCUCGAUCUGCCUCGGAUACACGCCAGCCUGUAGAUUCUCAAAGCCUGACUAGCCUGGGCCCGGUCCUACGACAUGAUGAAGCGGAGAUUAUGGAGGCAUCGGAAAAUCCCGACUCAGCUAGUGAUACUUCUGCUAUCCCCUCUAGGGUGACCUUUCAGCACCUUUAUCCAGGUCAGAGAGGACAAUUACAUGAUCGAGCCGCAUUUGACGUUGCCAAUCGAAGCCAAUUAAAAAUUGCGGCAGAGCUAGCUAAGGAGCGGCAGCAAUUUGAGAAUCAGGUCGCACCAGGCGUUGGUGAAGACCAGCAUAAUGAAGUUGAAAUUGACAACCUCUCCUCAAAGGAGGCCGACGAAGUUUCACAAACUCAGCGCACUUUGGAUGCAGACCAGGAAAUGGUUGGUCGUUUAUUCUUUAUAGCUUUACUAUUUAUGAUACAUUUCUGCAAACUUCUUCACUGCUAA